Mauremys reevesii (Reeves's turtle) is the source of this 1953-nucleotide messenger RNA. RefSeq names its product inhibitor of growth family member 2 (gene ING2). Gene Ontology annotation, biological process: positive regulation of DNA-templated transcription. The record is from RefSeq and is a predicted model, not a curated record. The coding region runs from base 562 to 1290 and encodes 242 amino acids. Gene Ontology annotation, cellular component: nucleus. NCBI's taxonomy places the organism in Eukaryota, Metazoa, Chordata, Testudines, Geoemydidae. The transcript is spliced from 4 exons.
CCUGCUCUCUAGGCCACGUGCUGAGGACACUAGUUCCUCCAGGGCUCCCGAGCCCGCCUAGGGGAAAGUCCCCGGACCCCGGGCAGAGAGUGCCGCGCGCCUCGCAGCGCGCAGUGACCCGCCUCGCAGGCUCACGUUCUCCCGCCGAGAAGCCCCCUGGGCUGAGCGGGUGGGCGCGGGAUGGGCUGCCCGUCACUCCCACAGGAACGCAGGUAGUGCGCAGGCGCGGUUCCCUCCGGGGGCUCCCGCUGCCGCACCAACAGAACGGGGCUCAUUCUCAGAACGCCUGGCCUUUUGCCAGAUCUAAUGCAGCGACAAUCGUAGGGGCCUGCACGAAUUCUUGAGGCAUUGCAGGGCACCCCAUGGAAAUGGGAACAUAGGAACGUAAGGAAUAAAAGACUGAAUUGACUGAAGACCUAUGCUAACAUUAGGAAAAUGAAGAGUAUAUUCUGAGUGAUCUAGGAUUAUGAAUAACGUACUGCUUGCACAUGACUAAUCAGACACACUCGAUUCUACCUGCAUUUAAGAUACCUCCAUGUUUGAAAAUAACUGCUACCUGGGAUGAGUCAUCUCUGGAAGGGAUGGUUCAGCAUUUUCCAGAAGGACAAUGAAUUCCUGAAAGAAGCAUUAAAAGAAAUCGAUGAUGUCUAUGAGAAAUAUAAGACAGAAAGUGAUCCCAUUCAGAAGAAACGGUUGCAACAGCAUCUUCAGCGAGCACUAAUCAACAGCCAAGAACUGGGAGAUGAGAAAAUUCAAAUAGUUACUCAGAUGCUUGAACUGGUAGAGAAUAGGGCCCGGCAAAUGGAGACCCACUCUUGGUGUUUCCAAGAGUCAGAUAAUGAAAAGCCUCUGGAAAAAGCAAAAGUAGAAUCUUGCCAACCAGAAAGAUCUUCUCGUAGACCCCGUCGCCAGCGGACCAGCGAAAGUCGUGAUCUGUGCCAUAUCACAAAUGGGAUUGAAGACUGCGAUGACCAGCCACCUAAAGAAAAGAGAUCCAAAUCGGCCAAGAAAAAGAAACGCUCCAAGGCCAAACAAGAAAGAGAAGUUUCACCUGUUGAAUUUGCAAUAGAUCCCAAUGAACCAACUUACUGCUUAUGUAACCAAGUGUCCUAUGGAGAAAUGAUAGGAUGUGACAAUGAACAGUGUCCCAUUGAGUGGUUUCAUUUUUCAUGUGUUGGACUCACCUAUAAACCAAAGGGGAAAUGGUAUUGUCCCAAGUGCAGAGGAGAUAAUGAGAAAACUAUGGACAAAUGUACUGACAAAUCAAAAAAGGAUAGAAGAUCGAGGUAGUGAAUGCUAUAAAUGUUUUUAAAGGGUUGUGUGUCUUUUAUAUAAAAAUUGUUUAAUUUACAGAGAACAAUGUUUUAGGAAAAAUGCAUAAGACUAUGCAAUAUUUUUUAAUCUAUAGUAUUAAUGGAGUAUUAAAAUCUGUUAUACUUUCUGUGAUCUUUAACUUUCUGCACUGAAUAACCAAAUAAUUGAAACAGGGUGGCCUCAGAACUGCACAGAUGGAAUUACAAGUAGUGUUGUGGUUUUUUGGGGGGUUUUGUUUCAUUUAAACUCCCUGUUGUGUUAGCAUUUAAAAAAAAUCCUGAAAUUAAUGGUGGUGGGGAAGCACUGAAAGACUGGUUGUAUUACAAGAGUAUUAGUAAUGGUAUUUAACUUCUCUAGCACGGUUUCACAACCUCAGACAGUUGUUAGAAUCUCCAUUUAUUGUGAACUGAAUCUGUUCUACAUCCCAUGCCUCUAGUUUUCAGAUUCUGUGUUAACGUCACAUAAUAUCUGGAAUGGGGGUUCAAGAAUUCAACUGUUAAUUGUAAAAUAGUCUUCCAAGCUAGAAAGCAACCUGUUUCUUCAGUGGCUUUCAUAUGAUGAAUGUAUUAUUUCCAGGAAGAAAAUGCCACUAAUUUAUGCUUUUUAUGUCAAUAUUAAACUGUUCCCUUGGUGACUUUA